AUGGGAGCAGAUAACCAUACUUUGGUGAGAGAAUUCAUUCUCCUUGGCCUGUCCAGUGACUGGGACACUCGGGUUGCUCUCUCUGUCCUGUUCUUGGUUAUGUACCUGGUGAGAGUGCUGGGGAACUUCCUCAUUAUUAUUCUGAUCAGACUGGACAGCCAACUCCACACUCCCAUGUAUUUCUUUCUCACCAACCUCUCCCUUGUUGAUGUCUCCAAUGCCACAAGCAUUGUCCCUCAGAUGCUGGUGCAUUUUCUCGCAGAACAUAAAGGAAUCCCAUAUGUGAGCUGUGCAGCCCAGUUAUUUUCCUCCCUGGGCCUGGGUGGGAUUGAGUUAGUUCUACUGGCAGUGAUGGCCUAUGACUGCUAUGUGGCUAUGUGUGACCCCCUGAGAUACUUGGUCAUCAUGCAUGGAGGGCUCUGUAAGUUGGCCAUCACAUCCUGGAUCAGUGCCUCUGUCAGCUCUCUCAUGCAGACCACCAUCACCUUUCAGUUGCCCAGGCACAACAAGUAUAUUGAUCACAUAUCCUGCGAACUCCUAGCUGUGGUCAGGCUGGCCUGUGUGGACACCUCCUCCAAUGAGAUCGCAGUCAUGGUUUCUAGUAUUGUCCUGCUGAUGACACGUUUCUGCUUGGUUCUCUUGUCCUACAUCCAGAUCAUCUCCACCCUCAAGAUCCAGUCCACAGAGGGGAGAAAGGAAGCCUUCCACACCUGUGCCUCUCACCUCGCAGUAGUUGUCCUGUGCUAUGGCAUGGCCAUUUUCACUUACAUCCAACCACGCUCCAGCCCUUCUGUCUUUCAGGAGAAGUUGAUCUCUCUCUUCUAUGCCAUUUUGACACCCAUGCUGAACCCCAUGAUUUACAGUCUGAGGAAUAAGGAGGUGAAGGGGGCCUUUCAGAAACUACUAGGGCAAUUAUCUGGAUCAACGUCAAAACUGGCAACUUGA
Messenger RNA from Delphinapterus leucas (beluga whale), 945 nucleotides. The record is from RefSeq and is a predicted model, not a curated record. Lineage: Eukaryota; Metazoa; Chordata; Mammalia; Artiodactyla; Monodontidae.